AUGAAGGAGACGCUCUUAAUUAGACUAUCAGCAGGGGUCCCUUCGCCCGCUGACCACACUGGACCAGACAUACUAGUGCUCAUUGUUGCAGGUGGAUGGGUCCAGUGGGACACCUCCAGGUGGAUGGGUCCAGUGGGACACCUCCAGGUGGAUGGGUCCAGUGGGACACCUCCAGGUGGAUGGGUCCAGUGGGACACCUCCAGGUGGAUGGGUCCAGUGGGACACCUCCAGGUGGAUGGGUCCAGUGGGACACCUCCAGGUGGAUGGGUCCAGUGGGACACCUCCAGGUGGAUGGGUCCAGUGGGACACCUCCAGGUGGAUGGGUCCAGUGGGACACCUCCAGGUGGAUGGGUCCAGUGGGACACCUCCAGGUGGAUGGGUCCAGUGGGACACCUCCAGGUGGAUGGGUCCAGUGGGACACCUCCAGGUGGAUGGGUCCAGUGGGACACCUCCAGGUGGAUGGGUCCAGUGGGACACCUCCAGAUGGAUGGGUCCAGUGGGACACCUCCAGGUGGAUGGGUCCAGUGGGACACCUCCAGGUGGAUGGGUCCAGUGGGACACCUCCAGGUGGAUGGGUCCAGUGGGACACCUCCAGGUGGAUGGGUCCAGUGGGACACCUCCAGGUGGAUGGGUCCAGUGGGACACCUCCAGGUGGAUGGGUCCAGUGGGACACCUCCAGGUGGAUGGGUCCAGUGGGACACCUCCAGGUGGAUGGGUCCAGUGGGACACCUCCAGGUGGAUGGGUCCAGUGGGACACCUCCAGGUGGAAUGACUUAA
Messenger RNA from Procambarus clarkii (red swamp crayfish), 777 nucleotides. Lineage: Eukaryota; Metazoa; Arthropoda; Malacostraca; Decapoda; Cambaridae. The record is from RefSeq and is a predicted model, not a curated record.